Messenger RNA from Lichtheimia ornata, 1995 nucleotides. RefSeq lists its product as uncharacterized. Lineage: Eukaryota; Fungi; Mucoromycota; Mucoromycetes; Mucorales; Lichtheimiaceae. The record is from RefSeq and is a predicted model, not a curated record. Bases 1 to 1995 code for a protein of 664 amino acids. Gene Ontology annotation, molecular function: protein binding. The transcript has 3 exons.
AUGACAGCCAUAGAGAACAUUGCCUGGUCUGAAUUACUGAAGGACCCCAUUGUCACAGCUGAACAUGGUAAUGACGGCAACUGCAUUGCCACGGCAACCGAGACUCUACAGCAAACAGCCCACCAACUCGUCGAGGUGCUCAAUGAACGUGCGAGACUUUUAGCCAACAGUGCUCAAUUCGACGCGGCUUUACGGGAUGCAGCAGCUAUACGAGCCAUAUUACCAGGAUCAGGGCUUGGAUACUUGUGUACAGGAGAUGUGUAUUGUCAACAAGGUCAUAAUGCAGCAGCGAUUUCCAUAUAUGAUCAAGGGCUUGAAGCAGUGCCUGAAUCGGAUGCCUAUUAUCAGCAGCUUCAGCAACAUCGGAUGGCAGCAAUAAACAUCAGCAACAAACGUGUCGACUUCAUCAGCCGGUUACCAUUCGAUAUCGUUACCACCAAUAUUAUACCAAGGAUGGAACCAAAGUUAUAUUCGCAUUCGUUGUAUGGGCCUCUUUAUGUAUCGCAUGCAUGGCAGGAGCGUUUCUUACACCAACCUAACGGCUUGGACUUUGAUUUCGGCAAAGAGACGACCACUUUGAUGACGGGUCAUGAUCAACUUGUUCGGUUUGCACCCCGUGUUCAAAAGUUAAAAGGCAAAAUGGUGGGUGAUACCCGUUUGGAUGAUCUCUUUUCUCGGACGCACUUUUCCAAUCUUAAGGACUUACAUAUACACUGUGAUUUUAAAACCCGUGAUUAUCCAGUAUUACAUGGCCUACAACUGAUUUCUGAUUCAUUGACGCACUUGACCAUUGCUGGGUAUCAGAAAUUCGAAUUACGCGAUAUCUUGGAAUCAUGCCCAAACCUUGUGUCUCUGGACGUGGAGCGUGCAUAUCCUCUUAUGUCUUCACCGGUGUCAUCAUGUUAUCCCAAGAUCACGCACCUGGCACUUAAUGACGUAUUGAAUGAAGCCCGCAGUCAUGAUGAUAUGAUUGGUGUCCUCAGUCGGUUUCCUUCGUUGUUGUCAUUUAAAAUUACGCCAAUGCCCAACUCCAGCAUCUUGUCGAUCCUACACGAGUAUUGCCCUUAUCUACAGGUCCUUUAUUACGGGUACAGAAGUUAUUCAUCAAAGAAAACUGAUGUUUCACCGAAUCGAAAGGGCGUUAAGUUGGCUGAUUUUGGAGAAGAGUAUGACAAUGGGUCCAUUAUGCAAGGUGACCUUGUACGAUUCCUCUAUUCGAAUCGGAAUUCAUUGGAAGCGAUUGAAUUUGGCUCUCCUUUUGAGGCAGGCGAUUUCGAUUGGGGUUUGGUGAAUGAUAUUGCACCAGAGACUUCAUUCAUGCAACUGGUCAGCAUCAAUUUUACGCAUGGCAUGCCAACUUUAUCUUCUGUUGUUGUUGCAUGGUUGAUAUCGAACGCUCCCAACCUCGAAGACAUCGGUCUCCAUGAAUUGUAUAUUAAACCCAAUGUCGCAAACGCCAUGAUCAAGUUGAAGCAUCUUUCCAAGUUAUAUAUUAAUCAGGGAUAUAAGGAUGAUGACGAUGACGACGAAGGCAUGAUUCAGUUCUUGGAGUAUCAUAUUGGAAUGGGCAAUGGGUCAACGCUCGAAGAAAUCACCAUAGCCACCUCAACGUUGAAGGCUGAGACAACGUGGAUACCUUUAAUUGCCAGGCUACAAUGUCUCAAAAAAUUGGAAUUGCUCGCUCUUUCCAUUCACAACGACUGCUUACCAGCAAUGGAAACGAUAAGUCAAGGCUGCCAAGCUCUAGAAGAUUUAACUCUUGGUUGGCGUACUGGUUGUCACGAUUUUGGUCUCGGCGUCAUUUCCUCGUUCUCUCAACAUUCGAAUCUUAAAUACCUUACUAUUGGCUCUUCAAGGACCGUAGAUCCUUCCGACCUUGUGAUUAUGGUCACAUUUCCCAGCUUAGAGCGUCUCUACCUUCACUGUGAUGUUCCAACAAAUAUAAUGAAUGUUUUGCGUAAGCAUAUAUCGAAAAUCGCGAUAAAUAAAGUAUAA